AUGGAAAUCCAGGAAGCCCAAGAGGACAUCUUUGAGGAGGGAGUAAAAUUUUCAAUCUAUUGUCUUACCAAAAUCCAAGCCUCGGACGAAGACGCUUUGAGGGGCGAGAUAGCACCUGACCUUUUCGAUGACUCCAACUUGGAAUUUAUUCCCUGGGAAUCCGAUGAAGAUGGCAAGGAGGCGGAUAUGAUACGUAUCUACAAGCAAACGCAGCAAGAGACCAGCAACGAAAUAAACUUCUGCCUCUUUGCCGACCAGCAGUCGUCUCGAGAUCUAUCCGUCAUUAUUGUCAACCGGGAUAUUGGGAGCGUUCUUCACUCGGACGAAGCUAUUGCCCGUGCUCAACAACUUGUCAAGGAUCUGAAAUGGGAGUCGAUAGACUGUGAGAUCGACGAAGGUCUCCUGGAAGGGGCCAGAGAUGAGCUUGAGGGUCAUGCCGUUGCAUAUGGACGUACCGAGGCCGCCAACGUUUACGACGUCUGGGUGGAACUCGAAACGGCAAACUUGGCUUUGCCAGAUUUAGUGUGGGAAGGUGAAGCCGGCAUCCGUUUGAUACCAGAUCCUGACUGGGACGGCACUGCGUUCCUCAAGAAAAUUGAGGAGCUAAAGAAGAGAGAACGGGAUGGGCUACAGCCACCGCUUUCUCGGCAGUGA
Molecule: messenger RNA, 654 nt
Organism: Exophiala bonariae
Lineage: Eukaryota; Fungi; Ascomycota; Eurotiomycetes; Chaetothyriales; Herpotrichiellaceae
Exons: 1
Coding region: 1-654 (217 amino acids)
Source: RefSeq, a predicted model, not a curated record